This is a messenger RNA of Colletes gigas, 2679 nucleotides long. RefSeq lists its product as uncharacterized. The transcript has 4 exons. Gene Ontology annotation, biological process: DNA integration. Lineage: Eukaryota; Metazoa; Arthropoda; Insecta; Hymenoptera; Colletidae. Gene Ontology annotation, molecular function: nucleic acid binding. The record is from RefSeq and is a predicted model, not a curated record. Bases 1 to 2679 code for a protein of 892 amino acids.
AUGUCGCGAGAAGAGAAAUUAUGCGAACUAUCAUUUCAAGAUACAACCCAGCGCGAUUCGUCGGGUCACUUUAUGGUGAGAUUACCAUUUAAUGAUAGAAGGGGCGAGCUAGGCGAUUCAUAUGAAAGUGCGCUAAAACGAUUCUACGCGAUGGAACGUAAACUUCAAUUGAAUACCGAAUUACGCGAAAAAUAUGUAGACUUCCUGGAGGAAUAUCAAAGGUUAGGUCAUAUGACAGAAGUAACAAAUGUAGCAGCUAAAAAUUCUGGAUGCUACUUGCCGCAUCAUGCAGUAGUCAAAGAUAGUAGCCUUACAAUGAAGGUACGGGUAGUUUUUGAUGCAUCCGCUAAGACCAAUACGGGAAUAUCUCUGAACGAUACGCUUAUGGUAGGCCCGACAAUCCAGGAAGAUAUUUUUGCUUUAAUUACGCGCUUUCGAUCGCACGUGUAUGUACUAACCGCUGACGUCGAAAAGAUGUUUAGGCAAAUAAGACUGCAUCCAGAUGAUGCAAUAUAUCAUCAAAUAUUGUGGCGGAAAAAUCCUACUGAAGCAAUCAAGACAUACCAAUUAAAUACUGUCACCUAUGGGACUGCAUGUGCUCCAUUUCUCGCAGUUCGUUGCCUAAAUCAACUAACAAGUGAUAGUGAAAAAUCAUUCCCCUUAGCAACAAACGCAAUAAAACGCGAUUUUUAUAUGGACGAUCUUCUAACCGGCACACAAACGCUAAACGAGGCUAUAGCUCUACGUGAUCAACUAGUCGAAGCCUUAAAGACGGGAGGGUUCAAUUUGCGACAAUGGGCAUCGAAUGAACCUUCAUUAAUUGCAAAUUUCAAAGAGCUCGCUUCGGAAGAAUUUUUAUUUUUAGAUAUGGAAACGGUAAAAAAGACUCUCGGCAUUUAUUGGCGUCCACGCGAUGAUUCGAUUAGCUAUAAAGUAACUAUUACUGAUCAGGGAUCGCAAAUAACGAAACGAACUAUUUUUUCAAAUAUAGCUAAAUUGUUUGAUCCUUUAGGCUUGCUUGGACCUGUGGUGGUAAAAGCAAAGCUAAUAAUGCAAGAAUUGUGGAAACGCGGUGUAGGAUGGGAUAACACUGCUCCGUCGGAUAUAUUAUCGUUAUGGAAUAUAUAUAUGUCACAAUUGCCUGUACUUAACAAUUUUGUGGUGCCACGCCAAAUUAUCGGAAAUAACACACUGGAAUGCCGGUUACACGGUUUUUGCGAUGCAAGUGAAACUGCGUACGGAGCAUGUAUUUAUUUAAGGUGUACAGAUGCCAAGAAGGGCACUACGACAAAUCUAAUAGCAGCAAAGUCUCGCGUAGCUCCGUUAAAAACGAUCACAAUUCCAAAAUUGGAAUUAUGUGCUGCUGAAUUGCUCAUGUUAGGAUGGUUAAAUUCACCACCGCACACUCUAGAAACCUUUAUAGCGAACCGCGUUGCAAAAGUACAAGAGCGUACUAAUGCGAAGGAUUGGAAACAUGUAGCAUCAUCGGACAAUCCCGCAGAUUGUAUAUCUCGCGGACAAUUACCAUUAGAAUUUCUCGAAAAUCAUCUCUGGUUAAAUGGUCCAGUAUGGUUAUCCGAAUUGCCAUCAAAGUGGCCCAUAAUACCAAUCCCUGUCAAAGAUAUACAAGAGCUUCGAGUUACGCUACUAGAGUCAAAUACGGGGCCAUUAUCGGUUUUCGAGCUUCGAAGAGCUCAGGAUAGUAUCAUUACGAAUAUCCAAAGAACUCAUUUCACGCGAGAAUUUCAGGAGUUAAAUACCAAGGGCAUGGUUUCUAAAACCAGUAAAUUGUAUGCACUGUCUCCUUUUAUCGAACACGGUAUCAUUCGCGUCGGUGGUCGCCUACAAAAUUCAAACAUUAGAUAUUCGCAAAAACAUCCGAUUCUUCUGCCUAAGUCUAAUCACGUGUCAUAUCUCAUUAUUCGUAACGAGCACCACCGCUGUAUGCACGCAGGUAUAUUGGGAACGUUAAACGCUGUGAGGCAAAGAGUUAAUCCGCAAAGUACACCAGAGUAUUCAAUGGGUAAAUUACCGAAAGAUCGUGUAAAUUCAGCAAGACCGUUUCAAAUCGUCGGGAUCGAUUUUUGCGGUCCAUUUUAUAUUAAAGAGAAAAAAUUCCGCAAUACAAAGAAAUUAAAGGUUUGGAUUGCCGUUUUCAUAUGUUUCGUAACAAAGGCAAUGCACCUCGAAGUUGUUAGCGAUUUGUCAACCGAUGCGUUCAUUGCUAGCUUGAGAAGAUUUUUUAGUAGACGCGGUUAUGCUCACACCAUUUACUCUGAUAAUGGUACAAAUUUUGUAGGGGCUAGAAAUAAAUUAACCGAAAUGGAAGAAUUAUUAAGGUCCGAAGAACAUCGACAUGUAGCUAUCAAAUAUUUAACCGACAAGGGCAUUACAUGGCAUUUCUCACCUCCAAGAUCUCCUCAUUAUGGAGGACUAUGGGAAGCUGCCGUUAAGUCAUUUAAGUAUCAUCUACUUCGUACAAUAGGAGAUAUUCUGUUUACCUACGAGGAGUUAAAUACGUAUGUUGUAGAGAUUGAAGCGAUUUUAAAUUCACGCCCUAUAACACCGAUUUCUUCCGAUCCCAAUGACUACAUAGCCCUUACCCCUGCCCAUUUCCUAAUAGGUGAGUCUUUGAUUGGCUUACCGGAGCAAGACGUGUCUGCCAUCGCGAAUAAUUGA